Messenger RNA from Puma concolor (puma), 733 nucleotides. NCBI's taxonomy places the organism in Eukaryota, Metazoa, Chordata, Mammalia, Carnivora, Felidae. The record is from RefSeq and is a predicted model, not a curated record.
CAGCGUCGAAAGUGGAAGCUGAAGCUCAUAGCAGAGCUCGAGUCUAGAGUCAUGGCUGAGCCCAUCCCUCUGCCAGCAGACCCAAUGGAACUGAAGAACCUGGAGUACAGGCCAGUGAAGGUCAGGGGGCACUUUGACCACUCCAAGGAACUGUACAUGAUGCCUCGGACGAUGGUGGACCCGGCCCGGGAGGCCCGGGAAGCCGGCCGCCUCUCUUCCUCGCCAGAGAGCGGGGCCUACGUCAUCACCCCCUUCCACUGCACAGAGCUGGGGAAGAAAGUGAAUCCGGAUACACGGCCCAAAGGCCAGAUCGAGGGAGAAGUGGACCUAGUUGGGAUGGUGAGGCUGACAGAAACCAGGAAGCCCUUUGUCCCUGAGAACAAUCCAGAAAGAAAUCACUGGCAUUACCGGGACCUGGAGGCCAUGGCCAGGCUCACAGGCGCAGACCCCAUUUUCAUCGAUGCUGACUUCAAGAGCACCGUCCCCGGGGGACCCAUUGGAGGGCAAACCCGAGUCACUCUGAGGAAUGAGCACAUGCAAUAUAUCAUCACCUGGUAUGGACUCUGUGCAGCUACGUCAUACCUGUGGUUUAAGAAAUUCCUACGUCGGACUUCUGGUGUGUGAGACUAGCAGAUGUAGCCCUUCCCCUAAAUUGUCAGGAAGUGGCUGAUUUCUGGAGAUGUUUUCAUGUGGGAUCAGCAACUAUUGGCAUAAAUAAAUCUCUGUGCUACGC